This is a messenger RNA of Solea senegalensis (Senegalese sole), 2634 nucleotides long. It is a transcript of the gene sync, whose product is annotated as syncoilin, intermediate filament protein. The transcript has 6 exons. NCBI's taxonomy places the organism in Eukaryota, Metazoa, Chordata, Actinopteri, Pleuronectiformes, Soleidae. Bases 368 to 2470 code for a protein of 700 amino acids. The record is from RefSeq and is a predicted model, not a curated record. Gene Ontology annotation, cellular component: intermediate filament.
UCUUUGUUUAACACGGCCUGCCCAGUUUCUCUCUCCCUGCCCAAUGUUUAUUAAUACACCUAAACAGAUUUGAGGUAGUCAUGGCCACACAGUACACUGACAGAGAGAGAAAGGGAGGCUGGCUUCACUGACGUUACCCCCCUUCUUCUCCCAGUUCCCCUGCACUCGCUGCUCCUGCUCAUUUUUUUUUUUUUGCUGCUCACUUUGUUCACUCUGUUGUUCGAGUCACGAACUCCUUUCCAGACAAAUUCAUCCAGAGGAUAUACGGCACAAGGACAGAGGAAACGGACACACGCACACUGGAAGGAUGAGACAGUUGUGAAGACUAUUUACAUCAAACAAAGCUACAAGAAUUACCUGAAAACCAAUGGAGGUAAUGGACGACAACGCCUCCUCUGCUGGAUUUGAACCGCUCCUCAUCACUGAAGAGGGUGGGGAGCCGGAUACAACUCUUGCAGUCCAGAGAGAGAACAACACGACACAAUCAGGCCUCAGCCUCGCGGCAACACAGCUGCAUCAGUCAGCUUUGAUUCGGCCAUAUUUACAAGAGAUGGACGUCCUGCUGAAAAGCUGCGAGGAACUUACCGGUAUUUCUUUUGGCUCACGCUACUCAAAAGAUUUCUCAGGCACACAUGACUCAAGUCACAGUCAAAGCGAAGGGGAAGUUGCAAUGGAGAGUGCAUCUCCCCAAGCAUAUCUUUCCACAAACUACAUAGACACACACAUGGAUGGGGCCGGGACGGAAGAGCAGCCAGGACAAGGGCAGCUGCAAGGCAUGGACCCUAUCACAAGCAGGUGUGGACUGAGCACAGGAGUUUGUUGCCAGACAGAAAUGCCUGUAAGUUCAGCGGGCAACAAACUGAGUGAGGCUAUGGUGGAGUAUGAGGGUCAGCUGCUGGGAAUGUUGUCCAUGCUGGAGAGCUGUGCGGAAGAGGCCGGGAUGGACUUUGAACCACAGGGAUGGACGACAGAUGACAGUCAAGAGUAUGUACACAUUAGCAAGGGUACAACAAUGGUGCCCAUUCAGCAAGUGGCACCAGUUAAGUUAGAGGACCAGCCAAUGUGUUUGGAAACCUGGGCUGCUCAACGUGCAGAGGGAGUUUCCAGGGACAACAGCGGUGGUUCACUGGGUUCAGCAGCAACGACAAGCCGGAAGAAUAAUUUGCUUUGCUGUGACAACAUGGUUGGCGUCUCAAUGGAAGGACUGGAAAAGUCAGGGAAAACAGACCAGGCAGUUCCUGAUCCACUGUCUGUGUUGCCAGGGCCAUUAGGUAGCAAUGAAAAUGAAAUACUGUACUGCGAAGGAACAGAGAUGAGACACAUGUACGACACAGAAACAAAAAGAGACAUACGGGGGACUGAAGAAGAAGAUACUGAAAUGGCAGCUGAAGAGACACCAGAGCUCAAAAUGGGCACCAUUGAUCUGAGAUCUGGUUUGAACGAAUUAAAAGAGUUGGGUUCUCAAAUGGACGAGCGUAUUCAGGAAGUCCAGUGCUUAGAGAAGAGGAGGAAGGACCUGCUGGCAGAGGUGCUGAAGCUUCGAGGGAAUGAUACCCAAACCGUAACCGAGGGGAGCAAUAAGGAGGAUCAAUCCACGGAGGAGCACAUUGACAGCAAAGUAGAAGAGCUAAUGAAAAUAUUCAAGCGAGAAGAAGAGGAGAGAAGGGAGGAGAGGAAGAAGGAGAUCCAGAGCCUCAGCGAGGAGAGAGCAGAUGAGGAGAGGAGAAUGUGGAAGGUGAACCUGGAGAGAAUGGGGCUGCAAGAGGAGCUCAGGAAGCUGAAAAGGAGGCUCUUCACCAUGGUCAGAGAGUGCACUCACAGCCAGUCCUCCCUGAACAACCAGCGCCGUGAGGUGGAGCUGCUCAAGAGAGAAGAGGAGAAGCUACAGUCUCUAGUGCUCCAGCUGACAGAAGAGAGGAGUCAGCUGAAGUUAGCCCAAGAACAGCAGCUCAUAGAAUUACAGGCACAGCUUCAAGCCCAGACCAGUCAGACGUCCAACAGCCAGGAAGAGCUGACUGAGUACAGAAGACAGUCCUGUGGGGACAUCCAGCAAUAUCUGCAGGGUGCACUAAAAGCUCUGGAGAACAGGUAUGAACCCAUUCUGGUGGCAUUGGUGAAGAGGAGAGACACCACAGCCGGAGCCCUGGUGAAAGCCAAAGAGCAGGCCCAGGAGCUGAGGGCACAGCUGAGACCACUUCAGGACGAGAUCCAGAAGCUGAACCUCCAGAGAGCUUGUUUGGAGGAGAAACUCAAACUUAUCUGCUUACAUCGCAGAGAGGAUGUGGGCCAGUACAAGGAGACGGUGCACUGUCUGGAGGAGAGCAGCAGAGAACUGAAGACUGAGUUAAUCAUUCAGAAAAAGAAAACUAAAGAGCUAGAAGAGUUAAAAGACAGUCUUACCAAACAACUCCUCAUUUACAGGGCUGCCAUCAACAACCAUAAUGAGUGUGUCGGUGAGACAAAAACGUGAUUUAACAAAUUAAUAUUUUUCCUUUAUUUUUUAAAUCUGCAACAUAAAUGCCCAGUUUCAUUUAAUGCACUUUACACACUUAUUGUUUUGCCGUAAACACAAAAUGGGACCGACAGUCUCGUAGAAAGGUUUUUCUUAUGAAUAAAGGCUUCUUGUACUCUAAA